Messenger RNA from Batrachochytrium dendrobatidis JAM81, 1386 nucleotides. RefSeq names its product TATA-binding protein-associated factor TAF6. Gene Ontology annotation, molecular function: protein heterodimerization activity; RNA polymerase II general transcription initiation factor activity; transcription coactivator activity. Gene Ontology annotation, cellular component: transcription factor TFIID complex; SAGA complex; SLIK (SAGA-like) complex. Lineage: Eukaryota; Fungi; Chytridiomycota; Chytridiomycetes; Rhizophydiales. The transcript has 5 exons. The record is from RefSeq and is a predicted model, not a curated record. The coding region runs from base 1 to 1386 and encodes 461 amino acids. Gene Ontology annotation, biological process: RNA polymerase II preinitiation complex assembly; transcription initiation at RNA polymerase II promoter.
AUGAGUGUUUUUCCAAAGGAGACCAUUUUGGCCAUUGCAGAGUCUGUGGGCGUAUCGAUGCAAGACGAAGUUGCAACUGUUCUCUUGCAGGAUACUGAGUAUCGCAUGCGAGAAAUCAUUCAUGAAGCCGUCAAGUUUAUGCGACAUUCAAGACGACAGAAACUCACAUCUGCUGAUAUCAACUCUGCAUUGUCUGUUCGUAAUGUUGAGCCAUUAUAUGGAUACAUCAAUGGAGCUCCAUCCAACUUCAAAAUGACUUCAAUGGGCUCUCAGGUACUGUACUACCUUGAGGAUCAAGAAUACGAUUUAGACGAUUUAAUCAAUAGACCUCUUCCUCCUGUUCCUUUGGAAGCUACCUAUACAGCACACUGGCUGGCUGUUGAUGGUGCUCAGCCCAGGAUUGUUCAAAAUCCAACCCCAUCUGGUAUAUACGAUUAUGGACAAACCACAACAGAAACGCUUCAAGCAACAACAUCUACUAUUCGUAGAGGAGAGAAAUCCUUGACUUCCACUAGCGACACAACUCAGCACCCACUCUUGGUAAAAGAAGUUCUUACAAAAGAACUUCAAAUGUACUAUGAGAAAAUCACCGAGAUGCUGACCAGCGAGGAUCUCGAGAUUCGCUCAUUGGCAAUUGAGAGUAUAUCUAAAGAUCCAGGCGUGCAGGGUAUUAUGCCCUACUUUGUACAGUUUAUUUCAGAUACAGUGACAAGAUCACUCAAAGAUCUGGAACUCCUCUGGACGAUUAUGCGGUUUACUCGAGGGAUUCUAUCCAAUGUAGAUUUAGAUCCAGAGCCUUAUCUACACCAGCUGAUUCCAUCGAUUCUAACGUGUAUUGUUGCAAAGAGAAUGACUAGAAACAGUAGCGGGGAGACAGCGGGGGAUGAAGAUCAUUGGGCGUUGAGAUUAUACUCGGCCAAACUUGCUGCUCAUAUCUGUGUGCAGUUUGGUGGAGCAUAUCCAACACUCCAACCAAGAGUCACCAAGACAUUGCUAAGAGCAAUGCUGGAUCCACUGAAGCCUUUGGCAACAGUGUAUGGUGCUCUUGCUGCUCUCGCAGCAUUAGGAAAGCAAGUGGUGUGUGCACUGGUGCUUCCUAAUGUCGCUGCACUGGGAAUGCGAUUGGAGAGACAAACUCAAUCUCCUGACUCUCCACUACCAAUUGAUGUUACUAAAUGUACCGAUCUUAUUCAGAGUCUAGUUCUGGACCAAUUGCAUAUGGACUUGACGGAUGCAAUGGUUGUUGCCAAUGCUGAAACUGCUCUUUCCAACUCUACUGUUGAUCGUGCUACUAUUAUUGCUUCUCUUAGAGAGGAGUGGGCUCAUUCUCGGCCUUUAGGCAUCUUUACUGAUCGCAUCUGGAAUGCAUUUGAACAGAAACAAUAA